Messenger RNA from Lepisosteus oculatus (spotted gar), 2811 nucleotides. It is a transcript of the gene tnfrsf19, whose product is annotated as tumor necrosis factor receptor superfamily, member 19. Gene Ontology annotation, biological process: positive regulation of canonical NF-kappaB signal transduction; positive regulation of JNK cascade. NCBI's taxonomy places the organism in Eukaryota, Metazoa, Chordata, Actinopteri, Semionotiformes, Lepisosteidae. The record is from RefSeq and is a predicted model, not a curated record. Gene Ontology annotation, molecular function: protein binding; signaling receptor activity. Gene Ontology annotation, cellular component: plasma membrane.
AAUCACUCGCGUGUAAAGUAUGUAAAUAUACCUGGUGAAAAGAGAAAUCUGUAGCUCCUUAACCUGUGAACUUCACCCCAGACAGACUCGCACUGUGGGGUUCAAACCCUGCAAGGGACCUCAUAUCUCGCGUCUUUCCGUCUUCGCUGCGAAGUCAGCGGUGGCUGGGUGCUCUGCAAUCCAAGAUGCUCCUGCAGCGCCGUGAAGGACAGUUUCUGGACAGUCCUGCCGUGAAAGUCAGUCACUGCGACGGGAUAAGGCGAAGAAAGGGAUAUUCUGUUCUAACUGCCUGCGAGUGUCGAACACAUGUGCUUAGCUCGCAACAUACAUUCAAAACGACCCUUUGCCACAAACACGUACUGUAUGGAGCCACACUGGAACAUGCGCACCCGUGCUGACGCCCGUGUCCGAGCCCAAGAAGAAUGAUCAGAUCUGGGUCGGACCUUGGUGAUGCGAAGUUCUCUUCAGUGCUUGUGGGUCUUGCUGGAAAAGCGCAGUUAAAUGGGCGGAAGAUCAGCGUGCUGGCUAAAAUGCAGUCGGAAUUCUUGAAGUCUAUCGUGCAAUUGGCAUUGCACUCAGAACACGCAGACUGGAAGCACAGCUUGCUGCGUGGGUUUAAACAUGCAACACAACACUUAAGGGCAAGACUGAUAUUCAGUGUGUUUUCCUUUCACGCUUGUGAUGGGAUUGGAAGAGCGCAGAUGUAGUCUGGUCCAGGUCUGAAGGUGUAGUUUCUCAAGAGCCUAUUGAAACCGACUGUUAGGACAAACGUUGCUUUCUCAGUAGUUCGUUUCGAUACCGCGCUUUUAACUUUCGCUUGGGCAGCGUCAGUGUCCGGCUUUGAGAUUCGCUUCAGAUGGCAACAGCUGCAGUCCUGUCGCCCGUGGUGCUCAAUGGCCCGGACCCCGGCGCGGGACCGCCCGCACGUGCUGAAGCUGCUCCUCGCGUGCUCGCUCCUGAUUUUCAUACAAGCAGAAGAUCCUCAGGACUGCCGGGAACAGGAGUUCAGGGACAAGUCUGGGACGUGUGUGACCUGUGUCCAGUGCGACGCGGGACAGGAGCUGUCAAAGGAAUGUGGCUUCGGCUACGGGGAGGACGCCCAGUGUGUUCCGUGCCGGCCGAACCGCUUCAAGGAGGACCGGGGCCUGCAGAAGUGUAAGCCCUGCCUGGACUGCGCCCUGCUCAACCGCUACCUGAAGGCCAACUGCAGCACCACCAGCAACGCCAUGUGUGGGGACUGCCUGCCGGGGUUCUACAGGAAGACGAAGCUGAGUGGGUUCCAGGAUAUGGAGUGCACGCCCUGUGGGGACCCUCCGCCCCCCUAUGAGCCUCACUGCAGCAGCCGCGUGAACCUGGUGCGGAUCUCCUCCCCGGCGUCCAGCCCGCGCGACACCGCCCUGGCUGCCGUCAUCUGCAGCGCCCUGGCCGCCGUCCUGCUGGCCCUGCUCACUCUCUGCGCCAUCUACUGCAAGAAGCAGCUGCUGCAGAAGAAGCCCAGCUGGACGUCAAGAGCCCCGGAAGCCCCCUGCAGUGGCGCGGAGCUGUCGUGCUUCGAGAGGCAGCAGGGCCCCGAGUUUUCUCUGCGAAGCUGCUGCCACUGCCACCAGGACACGGCUCAGGCACGCGGUCCCGUUCACCUGAUCCCAUCCCUGUGGUGCGAGGAGACCUGCAGUCUGGGCUGCAGCAGCGACACCUGUCCCUUCCAUUCCCAGAACACGCUGGAUGUAGGGAACGUGGAUUCUGUGGAAGAGCAUGUCCCAGCCUCCCCGAGAGCCCGGAGCCGCUCUCCCGCCAGAGGGCGUGCGGACGCGUGGCCGCUGAGGCGCGGCUCGGCCGCCAGCGACAGCCUCAACCUGUCCCGGGCCAGCCUGCAGGACGCAGAAAGGAACGAGGAGACCAUAGAGGCAGGAUUCGCCCUGGCAGGAGCGCCCCCUGCAGGCUGGCGGUUCGGCGUGCCCCUGGACUCUCCAGCCGGGGAAGGGGGGCCCGUGCCAGAGCGCGGAGUUUGAGGGGCUGAUAUCAGAGAGAGGCCUGGCGAAGAAGAUGCAGUGAGACCCAGUUUUAGGUCGGCCUGCCAGUGCAUGAACCCUUUCAGAGGAAAGCAAGGGGCACAGUCUUCUCAGGCCCUUGAGCUCUGCAGCCUUCCUCACGCCAUCUGAAGAGACUCUGUAAAUACACACAAAGGAAUGAGCUUCCCUGUGACCCUGCAGGAGUCAUGACUGAAAUACUGAAGGGCCAAUGGCUGGUCAGGGCAAGGGACCAGCCCAAAUAAAGUGCAAUGAAGUUGAAAGGAGACUGUUUGCUUUGUGCCAGUGGUGCAACCCUUGCUAAGUCAAUAGAAGAAAGCUGUUAUUCUGUAUUUGAUGUUCGAGCAUGAGAAUGUUCCACACCUAGUCCACUUGAUUGCUUGGGUAGGAAAGUUGUCUGGGACAUUUUUCAAUGGGCAGUUGAAUGUGUUAUGUUACACGCUUUGUUAAAAGUGAAUAAAUCAAAACGGCUCUUGAAAGGAUGAAAAGACCCAGCUCGCAUAAUAAUCUUCUCCAGCAAGCUAAUGCACUGAAGCUUAAGAAAAAUACUGGAGGUGGAAGGGCCACUGGGGAACGUUUGCAUACGGUACACAUCUGUUUUAUUGUAGAUAUUGUAAUAUAGAAAAUAGAUGGUCAAUAUUUUUGUAAUGCAGAGUUCAGUGCCCAGUACAACCUACAGGUCUUGUUAUCUGCUCAUAAGUAGUGAAAGUGUUUGGCUUGUGUACACCUUUUCAAUGAAUCUACACACUUUGUGCAUUUUUCAAUAAAGUCUGCAAACCAUGAA